This is a messenger RNA of Rhizophagus irregularis DAOM 181602=DAOM 197198, 291 nucleotides long. RefSeq lists its product as uncharacterized. The record is from RefSeq and is a predicted model, not a curated record. NCBI's taxonomy places the organism in Eukaryota, Fungi, Glomeromycota, Glomeromycetes, Glomerales, Glomeraceae.
AUUAAGCAUGUUAUUGAUUUUUAUAUAUCUACAAUAUUAUAUUCCAUUUACAAAAAAAGCUUCACCACCAAAAUAUUCAUCAUGGAAUACUGAUGAUACUUUAAAGAAAUUUAUUCCCAUAGCUACUUUUAUGGGUUUAAUAGGUGUUGUUGGUUUAUUGUUUAGUUUUUGGCAUAUUUGGGGAUUUUUUGGUACCCCUUUAGUAAUAUUUUCUGCAUUAAAAAGUAUUAUUCAUAUUAUAAAUAUUCUUUGAGUAAAAUAAUAUUUGGUAAUUAAUAUAAUAUAUAUUCA